AUGAAUCUUACCAAUGGUGCGAAAUCUCUAGUUCUCCGCAGCUCUCCAUACACUCAUACAGGCUUUCGCUCAGACCACAAGCACGCUCGACUCACUGAAGAGCUGCAGAUCAUCGAAUUGGUUCCACCGCCUAUAACCUCCUUCCCCAACGGAAUCUAUCACACAAAGUUCAAGGAUGAGAAGCUCACUAUCCUUGAUGACAUUGCUUCAGCUAUUGCUACUGGAGAAUGCAACAAGAAAGUAGGGGAUGCAAUGGAAGAAAGGGGUGCCAGUUCCGUCCACUUCAUUUUGGUUGUUAAUGGGCUGCCUUCCUCGCGCGAGGAGGCCGCCGCUGAGCGAUUUUUCAAAGCUCUGUUGUAUCCUGGAGACCAUUUUGUGCCGCACAUGCUGGAGGCAAUGAGGAGUUAUGCCAUGCCUCGCAUCGCGAGGCUGUCGGGACAAGUAGCCGAGUCUAUCGAGCAGUUCCUCCAGGACGACCUCAUACAAGACAUCGCCGACGACGCCUGGGGUCCUCACGUACAAGAGGUACCGGGAUUUCAAGCGUUUAGAAACCGUUUCCCAGAGCUUGAAAUCGCAUCAGUGCCGGAGGCUCUCACCAUUCUUCUCGAGCGUCUUCGGGAGCGUACCUCAGAGGUGCACCAGUCUGCGGACAACCCAUCAUUCACCACACAUGAUGCAAUGUUCGUCAACGGGCUUUUGGUCUUAGCACACCAUCUCUCCAAGGCUCCCAUAUUCAAUCGCCUCAUCCGCCGCAGCACUCGAGCAGUCAUUGUGCUUUUUGUGGGGGGGUUGAGGUAUAAACUCGCAAUGCUUGGGAGGUAUCAUGCCUGCCUUGAGCGGUUGCGUACCCUUGCGAAACGCACAGAAAUGAAGAUAACAUAUGAAUGGUGCACCGAUGAUGUUGCGGGAAUCGUCAAUGAUCGUCCUGUGGUCAUGCAUCGAUCUGCUCUGGAAGUUAUCAAGGCCGCCGAAGACAGGGCCACUCGUAUCGCAAUAUCAGUAUCAGAUUCGACCUUUGGCAAAAUAUGCAGCCAGUACAAGCCUACCCUGACGGUCUCCACUCACCCCACCAUCCGCCUCAUUCUUAAAUUGGGUUCUACCGCACAAACCAGGCUUGUAGGGUGCAGCGGCGGGGUCUGCUAUGCUUGCUCAGAGUGGAUCUCACGGUACAAUGACGCACACCCAGGCGCCAUGUGGACAGCAGGUCCUUCUCUGCAAGAAGUGGAUUCAACGUGGGCUCUGACACAUCGGUUUCCGUUCGAGGAGGAUGUCUACCAGUCGAUAAAGGAGGCGAAGGAAAUAAGUCUCAUCGAUUGGCUCGACCCAAGUCCAAUGGACUAUUAG
Messenger RNA from Gloeophyllum trabeum ATCC 11539, 1344 nucleotides. RefSeq lists its product as uncharacterized. The record is from RefSeq and is a predicted model, not a curated record. The transcript has a single exon. Bases 1 to 1344 code for a protein of 447 amino acids. NCBI's taxonomy places the organism in Eukaryota, Fungi, Basidiomycota, Agaricomycetes, Gloeophyllales, Gloeophyllaceae.